Messenger RNA from Botrytis byssoidea, 453 nucleotides. RefSeq lists its product as uncharacterized. The coding region runs from base 1 to 453 and encodes 150 amino acids. Lineage: Eukaryota; Fungi; Ascomycota; Leotiomycetes; Helotiales; Sclerotiniaceae. The record is from RefSeq and is a predicted model, not a curated record. The transcript has 3 exons.
AUGUCUCUUCACUACCUCCCACCAGUUAAGCCAUCGGCUAUUGCCCUCGGUACCAUCUUCAACCACGCUGCAUCCCUUGCUGUCCUCGGCCCAGUCUUUGGCGAAACCUACCACAGAGCUCAAGCUGCCAACUCCAAGGAGGAAUUUGUCAAGUCAAAGGAGGCUGCUUCCGCCGCUGCUGCAUGGGGAACUUCCCUCGUCGGUAGCGCCGUCCAAUCAUAUGGUGUUGGUGCUUUGAUCAAUGCCACCGGUACCCUCUCAUACAAGGGUGCUGCAUACUUGGGAUCCUUGAUCUUCAUGGCUUCAUCUGCUCCAUCUUUCAUUGCACAAAUCACCACUGAGAAGCGACCACUCGACACUGUUGCCGUUGGAGCUCUCGCUCGCGUCUUCGAGACUGUCGGUCUCUCUCUCUUCCUCACCUGGUGGGGAACCCGCACCAACCCAUUCGAGUAA